CUAGAGUAAUUACACAGGCGUUGAGAUCAAGUCUUCAGAAGCGUCAGAUCAGAUAGAUCGCGCUGUAAUCCAGGAUGUUAUAGCUCAUCUGUCAACCUGUGCAAAAGGGAACUAUCCCCUCAGUCGUGAUUUCUGCUUCGGGUAAGCGACUAUAUCUCGCUACAGUGGACGAAGAGGCCUUGAAUAUAGCGACGCAUCGCUGCCAAAGGGAAUCCAAAGAGGAAAGCGCGAUAAAGCGGCAUUAUUAACUCGGGCUAUUCGCCUCUGCGCCUCGGAUUUUGUUGGCGCUUCCAUGGACACAUCAGGUUGAUGCGCAGGAGCCGAGAAGGACUGUGCUUGCUAGCUGGAUCCCACUGGCCAAUCAAUGGAAAUAACUAAGCUCUUUUAGACUCAUUAAAGAUUAAUUAAAUACCUCAUUCUCAAAUCGUUAAGGUCAAUCGUCAUUAUCACAGCCAAGUGCUCUAGCAGAUGACAGGCCUAUCUGGUCCUUCACCUGUAUGACCAGACAAUUACAGGUCAGCCCAGCUCUGAUCCAGGAUUCAGGACAGGGACCUCCAUCAUUCCGGCUUUUUCCUCAAACUCACCCAGUCUAUAGACGUGCUCCCACACAGUUGCCACCAUUCGCCCCUCUCUCGCCACAGCAGUUCUCCCGUCCAGGCCCCGCUCCGGCCCGGCGUCAGGCAUGGCGCCUCAGGGGCGGGAUCACCUGGCCACACGGGAGACUGCAGGCCGUAGACGGAGCCCAAAUGUGCGGCACACGCUCAGCCCGGAGAAUCUUCGGAGCUUAGCCGAGCGCGGUGGAGCCGAGCAGACUGGAGCUGGACUCCCCAGAGCCAACAGUGAUACAGACCUGGUCAGUUCUCAAGGGCGAUCCUCGCUCACAGCUUCUACUUUAGAGUUCACUCUGGGCCGGGGCCAGAACUUGGUCAUCACGUGGGAUAUCAAGGAAGAGGUGGAUGCUACAGACUGGAUUGGCAUGUACCACAUAGAUGAGACCUGUCCAUCAAAUAUGUGGGACUGCAAGAACCGCGGGGUUAACGGUACACAGUGUGGUCAGAUUUUCUGGAGGCUGGAGGCAGGACCGUACUUCCUUGAAGCUGAGACAAGGAUCUGUUUUAAGUACUAUCAUGGAGUAAGCGGUGCACUGAGAGCCACAACUCCCUGCAUCACAGUCAAGAACCCCAGAGCUUCGGUCGACGGUCAAGGUGAAGGACAGCAAGCUUCAGACAGCAGCCGGAAAUUGGUCAGCUUUACUCUAUCAGAUAUCCGGGCUGUGGGGCUGAAAAAAGGGAUGUUUUUUAACCCAGACCCUUAUUUGAAGAUGAGCAUUCAUCCUGGCAAGAAAAGUUGCUUCCCGACAUUUUCUCAUCAUGGUCAAGAGAGACGAUCUGGCAUUACAACUAACACUACUAAUCCUGUGUGGCAUGGAGAGAAACACACUUUUGUGGCUCUUAUGACAGACGUCUUAGUGAUUGAGGUCAAAGACAAGUUUGCUAAAAGUCGACCUAUUAUUAAGCGCUUUCUGGGUCAACUGAACAUCCCGGUGCAGAUGCUGCUGGAGAGACACGCAUCAGGGAACCAAUCACUGAGCUUCUCUCUAUGUCGUCGUUUGCCCACUGAUCAUGUGAGCGGUCAAAUGCACUUUAAAGUGGAUGUUACAUCUAUGGGCCAAGAUGACAUUUCUCCUGAGACGAUUCUGGGGGCAGCAGCCCUCAAUGGAGCUCCUGGAACCCCUUCAGAUGAUGAAGAUCUGCCCCAUCCUCUCCCUGUCCCAUCAGCAGGCCCUUCCCCCACUGGCUCCCUGGGUUCCCAUAGAAAUGGUGACGGGAGCAGCAUUCCCUCCCCAGACACAGAGAUGUAUGGUACCACCCUGGACGAUGAAGCCCCUUCUUCACCUGACCCGCUACAGGUUUCUUUCAGUGAGCAGCUUGAUGCCAUUGAUGCCCCUAAGGGCCCGGGAGAUAGGCCUUUUGGGGCAGCUUCUCCCAAACUACGAUCUAGCUUUCCCACACAUACGCGCCUCAGCGCUAUGUUGCAUAUUGACUCAGAUGAAGAUGAGGAAAGAUCCGCUGCUACAGAGGCUACGCUACCUACAUUUAGUAGCGCUUCAAGGACUCAAAACAUCCCCACAAAACCACCAAUAACAGAACCUGUGGUUGAAAGAACUGUAGAGGAACCUCCAGAAGAGGCAGAGCUGGAGUCUGAAAUAGAGACUCUGAAUAUAGGACCAGAGGUGGCUCCUGAGCCAGAGGUUGUGCCGAGUUCAGUGGCCCCUGAGGUGGAAACCGCCAGUCUGAUAGAGAGGCAAGAGGAAGAGGAAGAAGACGAGGAAGAGGGGCUUGCACCCAGUGAGGAGCUGGCAACUGAAGUUGAUAUCUCUUCAAUGGCAUCUGACUGCAGCCCAGGCCUUGUGUCUGCUUCUCAGGAGGCAGAACAAGGGGCAGAGGCAGCCAUUGACCCAGGGGGAGAAGAUCUUUCAGAUGACCCACCCACAACUUAUGAGGUUGUUGAAGAAACCGUUCCAAAAAAUGAGUUAGAGAGGGACGCCCCAAAACCAGAACCAUCAGCCAAUGAGGAAGAGGAAUGUGAAGAUGUGACUGAGGACACAAUGUCCAGAAGAUGGAGCCUGGAGGCGACAGCCGGUGUGUCACAGGAGGAUGAAGAGGAAGAGGAGUUAAUGCCUUCAGUAGACGGAGAAUCUGUGGAUUCGGAGACCUUCAUUACGGAGACAGAAUCAGAAUUAGGUGUCCCUCAGAUCAACGGCGAUCAGCGUGUUUGUUCUCUGCCGUCUGUAAGACAAGACAUCCACCGAUACCAGCGUGUGGACGAGCCCUUACCUCCUAACUGGGAGGCUCGUAUUGACAGUCAUGGCCGUAUCUUCUUUGUGGAUCAUGUGAACCGCACCACCACAUGGCAGAGACCCACUGGCCCACCUGCUCCCCAGGGUCUGACCCGCUCCAGCUCCAUACUGCAGAUGGAGCAACUCAACCGCAGGUAUCAGAGUAUUCGUCGAACUAUGACCAAUGAAAGGUCUGAGGAACAAAGAGUGGAUGAUCCUCCUUCUGAAGAGACAGAACUGCUGCCCCACUCCAUCGGUGAAUACCGAAGGGACGGCUUUAUGGGUCAAGCCAGCUCACGUUCUCGUCUGGCUUUGCUGCUUCAGUCUCCCGGUGCAAAGUUCCUCUCCAGUCCAGACUUCUUCUCUGUUCUGCAUUCUAAUCCUGGUGCCUAUCGCAUGUUCACAAGUAAUACGUGUCUGAAGCACAUGAUCAGUAAAGUUCGACGGGACGUCCAACACUUCGAGCGGUACCAGCACAACCGGGACCUUGUCAACUUCCUCAAUCUGUUCUCCAACAAGCAGCUGGAGCUGCCACGGGGCUGGGAGAUGAAACACGACCACACUGGGAAGCCCUUCUUUGUGGAUCAUAACUGUCGUGCCACAACAUUUAUUGACCCACGGCUGCCUUUACAGAACUCGCGGUCCAGCGGCCUGCUGGCGCACCGACAGCACCUGUCCCGCCAGCGCAGCCACAGUGCAGGAGAGGUAGCCGAUGACUCUCGCUCUCCGAGUCCUCCUGUCCAGGGCCGGUCGCCAAGAAACCGUCAGUAUCAGGACUUGGUGCCUGUAGCUUAUAAUGAGAAGAUUGUCGCUUUUCUGAGACAACCCAACAUUUUUGAGAUUCUGCAAGAAAGACAGCCGGAGCUUGUGAGAAAUCACUCCCUUAGAGAGAAGGUUCAGUUCAUCCGCAAUGAGGGCCCAACUGGGUUGGCCCGUCUGUCCAGUGAUGCAGACCUAGUUAUGUUGCUCAGCCUGUUUGAAGAGGAAGUGAUGUCUUAUGUGCCACCCAAUGCCUUACUGCUCUCCAGCUACUGUCAUGCGUCCCCUCAGAGCUCCCCUGGAACUCCACGAGCCAAUGCUCGAGCCCCUGCACCCUACAAGCGGGAUUUUGAGGCCAAACUAAGAAGCUUUUACCGCAAAAUGGAAACCAAGGGCUACGGGCAGGGGCCAGGAAAAGUGAAGUUAAUAAUUAGAAGAGACCACCUUCUGGAGGAUGCUUUCAACCAGAUCAUGUGCUAUUCUCGCAAAGACCUACAGAGAAGCAGGCUUUACGUCAGCUUUGUUGGAGAAGAAGGGCUGGACUACAGUGGUCCAUCCAGAGAGUUCUUCUUCCUGGUUUCCCGUGAGCUUUUUAACCCAUACUAUGGACUAUUUGAAUACUCAGCUAAUGACACUUACACUGUGCAGAUCAGCCCCAUGUCAGCCUUUGUGGACAACCAUCAUGAAUGGUUCCGGUUCAGUGGACGCAUCCUGGGGCUCGCUCUAAUUCAUCAGUACCUGUUGGAUGCAUUCUUCACCCGACCAUUCUACAAAGGCCUUCUUCGCAUUCCAUGUGAUUUGAGUGAUCUAGAGUUUUUGGAUGAGGAGUUCCAUCAGAGUCUCCAGUGGAUGAAGGACAAUGACAUUCAGGAUAUGCUAGACCUCACCUUUACUGUCAAUGAGGAGGUGUUUGGACAGAUUACAGAGCGUGAGCUGAAGCCGGGUGGGUCUGGCAUCCCUGUGUCAGACAAGAACAAGAAAGAGUACAUUGAACGCAUGGUGAAGUGGCGGAUUGAGAGAGGGGUGGCCCAGCAGACAGAGAGUCUCGUGAGAGGAUUCUAUGAGGUGGUGGACGUCCGACUCGUCUCCGUGUUUGAUGCCCGAGAGCUGGAGCUGGUCAUUGCUGGGACAGCGGAGAUUGACCUAGCCGAUUGGAGAAGCCAUACAGAAUACAGAGGAGGUUACCAUGAUAACCACAUAGUGAUUCGAUGGUUCUGGGCUGCAGUGGAGCGUUUCAACAACGAACAAAGACUACGACUCCUUCAGUUUGUUACAGGCACUUCUAGCAUUCCUUAUGAGGGGUUUGCCUCUCUGCGGGGCAGUAACGGCCCACGUCGAUUCUGUGUGGAGAAAUGGGGCAAAGUGACCUCCCUCCCACGGGCUCACACCUGCUUUAACCGCCUGGAUCUCCCUCCCUACCCCUCCUUCUCCAUGCUCUACGAGAAGAUGCUCACUGCUGUGGAGGAGACCAGCACCUUUGGUCUGGAGUGAGCUCCCUACACAGGAAAAGUGCCAUUUGAUUUUUUUUUUUUUUUUUUUUUGAGUUCUCCACAACCUGGCUUACCAUGCAGGCUUCAUUCUCAACCCUCACUCUUGGCUAUGACCUUGGUAACUGGACACUUAGGUGUUUUGUCAAAUCUACGGAACUGGAAUAUAUCAUCAAAUGACUCACUGGGCAUGUGCCAACUCCUGCUCUAUACUGUAUGGAAUCAAACUCCUGUGGUAACUGCAUUUAAUUCCUCACACAAAAAGAGACUUACACAUCCACAGAAAUCAGAGCUGGAGUCCUGAUCACCUGGUUUUGGUUCUCCUGUCUGGACCAGUACAUUUUGAUCUACGCUGUAGGGUUUUGCCUUUUUUUCUUGAAUGAGCUACUUUUUCCAAAGAUGUUUCAUUACAGUAAUGUAGUCACUUUAUUUAAUAUUUGUAGGGUCUGUAGGAAUAAACCUGUGAUAGUUUUUUUGCUGCAGGGCUUUGUCAUGAGCCCCUUUCACACUGCGAUUCUGGCAAAUACACGGGUAAAGUGUUCCGGCAUUUGUUCCU
Messenger RNA from Carassius auratus (goldfish), 5641 nucleotides. RefSeq names its product E3 ubiquitin-protein ligase HECW2-like. Gene Ontology annotation, biological process: regulation of dendrite morphogenesis; ubiquitin-dependent protein catabolic process; protein ubiquitination. Gene Ontology annotation, molecular function: ubiquitin protein ligase activity; protein binding. Gene Ontology annotation, cellular component: cytoplasm. The transcript has 30 exons. NCBI's taxonomy places the organism in Eukaryota, Metazoa, Chordata, Actinopteri, Cypriniformes, Cyprinidae. The record is from RefSeq and is a predicted model, not a curated record. The coding region runs from base 683 to 5089 and encodes 1468 amino acids.